AUGUCUAAUACUGGUGGCGUAAGUGCAGAAUACCGAUGUUAUUCAAAAUUCAUAUAUAACCACGGUCAGAAGCCUUCUUUGACUAGGGCCACAGAUAGCAAGAUAUCGAGCGUUCUUCAUCGGUUUUACCCGAUGCUUAUCAUUUUUGAUGGCGCCCUGAAUAAUAUCAUGUGGAUGUGUGAAGAUAUAUGCCUGCCCUUUAUUUAUAUGGUCAUGAUAACUUUGGUUAUAGACAUGCUCUCUUUAUGUGAGACGUCCGCAUCUUCUGGAAAGUCUGUCUUUGGCAAAAUAUCGACACUAUGGUUGGGCAUGAUUGGAUUUGUUGUACUUUUAUACUCAUUUCUGUACUACGUGGUUACUGUUUACCAAGAUUUGGAUCAAUACGAGCCGCCAACCCUGGAUGAUAUAGUAAUUCUUUUGGAGUCAGUGAUCGAUAAAUUGGAAACGAUAAGAAAAGAAACAGUAUCGAGAACUCUUAGAAUAAGAACGUGGUUAGAUGUGCUGAAGUUCGCAAUCUUUUUAACCCCUAUCCAAUAUGUAUUAAUGAGAUAUCUAUCUGUCAGAGACUACGCUCUGGGAGUUGUAGUAUGCUGUUUGCUAGUACAUUCUAUAUGGUUUCAAAGUACCUUUCGACUGUUUUGGAGAGUUUUAGCCACCCGUAUAGCUUAUUUUAGCGUGUUAUCAAUUUUCCAUGAUCGUAAGCAAAUAAUUUAUAGCCCAUUGAUUGACCCUUCAACGGUAAAUGAGAAAACUAGCGCUACUAUUUUUGUACCCUAUGCACAACCUAUGCACAAAAUGAGUGGUAAUAAACUACAGCUUGAGUUGUUGAAACUUUAUCCUUUAAACAACGUGAUUAAUGGAAUAAGUAAGAUGCCAUGUCCCGGUGUCAUAGCCAUUAACAUCUACAUUGUUCAUGAAAACCAGAGGAAGUGGAAGCCAAAUAAUGUUUGGGAACCGAAGCUUUUACCUUAUGAAAAACCAAAAUAUUGCAUUGAGUUAAACGGCCAUUUGAAUGCCUGUAAAUCACCCUGGGAAUAUCAAGAAAGUCUAGCUGAAGACUGGGAGUGGCUAGAUGAUUGCUGGAAGCCAAGUGAAUGGGCCUAUUCAGACUCGGACUGGAACGUCAUUGGUCAUAAUGACUCGUUAGAAGCUUAUACAAGAACAAAAAUUUGGAGGCGCAGAGUUUUUAAAGUAUUUAAGUGA
This is a messenger RNA of Zygotorulaspora mrakii, 1203 nucleotides long. RefSeq names its product Pex32p (gene PEX32). The coding region runs from base 1 to 1203 and encodes 400 amino acids. The transcript has a single exon. Gene Ontology annotation, cellular component: peroxisomal membrane. Gene Ontology annotation, biological process: peroxisome organization. The record is from RefSeq and is a predicted model, not a curated record. Lineage: Eukaryota; Fungi; Ascomycota; Saccharomycetes; Saccharomycetales; Saccharomycetaceae.